AGAGGCACCUUUAGCCAGGAAUUACCGGCAAGGGGAACAAGCUUGCCCUUCCUCUUUCUUACCUAAACUUUUAGUUGUGGUUAGAUUUCCUCUCCGUUUCCCUGCUAAACUUUCUUAUGCUUUGUUCAAGGACUGAGAUACUUCUGUUGCAGAUUUUGGGGUUGUUUUUUUUCCCUGCGUGAGAUUUCUUCUGGGGUUCAACAUGCAUAUAAAAUGGGGAAGUAAAUCCACAAGUUUUGCAGCUGUUUACUGUGAUGCAGCAGCCAACAUGGGAUUUUUGAGCUGGUUUGAGGAACUGCUUCCAAAAAUUUGACCUGCUCAUAAAAAGAGUCGCCCCCGGAGAGGUGUGGGCAGAGGCGCAAUAUGCCCAGUGGGGGCCCCGAGAAGAACCCUGCCAUGGAGCCCGCCGCCACAACGCCCUUCCGCGUCACGGGGUUCCUCAGCCGGCGGCUUAAAGGCUCCAUCAAAAGGACAAAGAGCCAACCGAAGCUCGAUCGGAACAGCAGCUUCCGGCACGUUUUACCUGGCUUCAGGAGCGUGGACAAUGAAAGAUCCCAUCUAAUGCCGAGGCUGAAAGAAUCGCGCUCCCACGAGUCCCUGCUCAGCCCCAGCAGCGCCGUCGAGGCCCUGGAUCUCAGCAUGGAGGAGGAGGUGGUCAUCAAGCCGGUGCACAGCAGCAUCCUGGGGCAGGACUACUGCUUCGAGGUGACGACUUCAUCAGGAAGUAAGUGCUUCUCCUGUCGUUCUGCAGCGGAGCGAGAUAAAUGGAUGGAAAACUUGCGGCGUGCCGUGCACCCAAAUAAGGACAACAGCAGGAGGGUAGAGAAUAUGUUAAAGUUAUGGAUUAUUGAAGCCAAGGACCUGCCAGCAAAGAAAAAGUACUUGUGUGAAUUAUGCCUGGAUGAUGUUCUUUAUGCACGAACUACCUGUAAAUUGAAAACUGAUAAUGUCUUUUGGGGGGAGCACUUUGAAUUUAAUAACCUCCCAUCACUCAAAAACAUUACGGUGCACUUAUACAAAGAGACUGACAAGAAGAAAAAGAAAGAUAAGACCAACUUCAUCGGACAAGUGAACAUCCCCGUUGGCUCUGUCACGGGCCGGCAGUUUGUGGAGAAAUGGUACCCAGUGGUCAGCCCCAACCCCGGCAAGGGCAAAUCCCCAGGGCCCAUGAUCCGCAUCAAGUCGCGCUACCAGAGCAUGAGCAUCCUGCCCAUGGAGAUGUACAAAGAGUUUGCUGAGUACAUCACCAACAACUACAUGGUGCUGUGCUCGGUGCUGGAGCCCUCGCUGAGCGUGAAGAACAAGGAGGAGAUGGCGUCUGCGCUGGUUCACAUCCUGCAGAGCACGGGCAAGGCCAAGGAUUUCUUGACUGACCUGAUGAUGUCUGAAGUUGAUCGCUGUGGUGAGAAUGAGCAUCUCAUUUUCAGGGAGAAUACACUGGCCACCAAAGCAAUUGAAGAAUACCUGAAGUUGGUGGGGCAGAAGUACUUGCAAGAUGCCUUAGGGGAGUUUAUCAAGGCUCUGUAUGAAUCAGAUGAAAACUGUGAGGUGGAUCCCAGUAAGUGUUCGUCCUCGGACCUUCCUGAACAUCAGAGCAACCUGAAAAUGUGCUGCGAGCUGGCGUUCUGCAAAAUCAUCAACUCCUACUGUGUCUUCCCAAGGGAGCUCAAAGAAGUUUUUGCCUCAUGGAGACAAGAAUGCAGUAAUCGUGGCCGCCCUGACAUCAGUGAGCGUCUGAUCAGUGCCUCCUUAUUCCUCCGAUUCCUCUGUCCAGCCAUCAUGUCCCCUUCUCUGUUCAGUCUCCUCCAGGAGUACCCGGAUGACCGCACUGCACGCACUUUGACCCUUAUUGCCAAGGUCACCCAGAACCUCGCCAACUUUGCCAAGUUUGGUAGCAAAGAGGAAUAUAUGUCCUUCAUGAAUCAGUUUCUGGAACAUGAAUGGACCAACAUGCAGAGAUUCCUGCUGGAGAUUUCCAAUCCAGAAACCAUCUCAAACACAGCUGGCUUUGAAGGCUACAUUGACCUGGGCCGAGAACUCUCCACUUUGCACUCGCUGCUCUGGGAAGUCAUUUCUCAGCUGGAGCAGGGCAUUGCAACAAAACUUGGGCCUCUGCCUCGGAUUCUGAGGGAUGUGAACUCCGCGCUCAGCAACCCGGCCUGCGUGCAGGUCUCGGUCACAGCUGAUCACACUGCAUCCACUCCUAAUGCCAGCAACAGCAUCUCUGCUGGGCUGCAGAAAAUGGUGAUAGAGAAUGACUUAUCUGGUCUGAUAGAUUUCACACGGUUACCAUCUCCAACCCCUGAAAACAAGGACUUGUUUUUUGUCACAAGGUCUGCUGGGGCUCAACCCUCACCUGCCCGAAGCUCCAGUUACUCAGAGGCCAAUGAGCCCGACGUGCAGAUGUCUAAUGGCAGCAAGAGCUUGUCCAUGGUGGACUUGCAGGACAAUCGCCUCUUGGACAGUGGAGCAAGCGCGCCUGGCACUGCUGACUCCCUCAAUGACAGUCAGUCAUCCCUGGGGCAGCUGCAGGGCGUGUGGAGCACGCGGACUCAGCAGAACAGYGUGACGGGCAUGGCCACCGUGCGGCGUGUGGGCCAGACGCCCACCACGCCAAGCGGCGAGAGUGCUCCGGGCCGGCCCCAGCUCCUGGCGCCCCUCUCCUUCCAGAACCCCGUGUACCAGAUGGCAGCCGGGCUGCCGCUCUCGCCGCGUGGUCUGGGCGACUCUGGCUCYGAGUGCCACAGCUCGCUGAGCUCCCACAGCAACAGUGAGGAGCUACCCACCAACAAGCACGGCUUCGCAGCACCCACCGGCAGCGAGGAGUUCGCCCGGCGCACAGGGGAGCUGGCCCGGCGGCAGCUCUCGCUCUCCGAGAAGGGCGGCCAGCCCACCAUGCCACGGCAGAACAGUGCCGGGCCGCAGAGGCGGAUAGACCAGCCGCCCCCRCCGCCCCCGCCCGCCACCCGGGGCAGGACGCCCCCCUCGCUGCUCAACACCAUGCAGUACCAGAGACCCUCCAGCGGCAGCAUGAUGUCCUCGUCGCCGGACUGGCCAGGCAGCGGGGCCCGCCUCCGGCAACAGUCUUCCUCCUCCAARGGUGACAGUCCCGAGAUGAAGCAGCGUACGAUGCACAAGCAGGCCCCUUCUCCUGUGAACCCCAAUGCCCUGGACCGCACUGCUGCUUGGCUUUUGAAUAUGAACAUGCAGUUUUUAGAAGAUGAAAGCAUUGACCCAGAUUCCAAGCACAGGGAUAAGCUCAGGAAUAAGGACGAGCUCAGCCAAGCAGAAAAGUACCAGCAGGAUCUAGUAGUGCUUCAGGAUAAGCUUCGCAUCUCCAACAAGAAGCUGGAAGAGUACGAGACACGGUUCAAAUGCCAGGAGGAGACAACGCAGAAGCUGAUGCUGGAGUACCAGGCCAGGCUUGAGGAAAGCGAGGAGAGGCUCCGGAGACAGCAGGAGGAUAAGGAGAUCCAGAUGAAGGGCAUCAUCAGCAGACUGAUGUCAGUUGAGGAGGAGUUAAAGAAAGACCAUGCAGAAAUGCAGGCUGCUGUGGAUUCCAAACAGAAGAUUAUUGAUGCACAGGAGAAACGCAUUGCUUCCCUGGAUGCUGCCAACGCACGGUUAAUGAGCGCCCUUACUCAGCUGAAAGAGAGGUACAGCAUGCAGACACGUAAUGGGAUCUCCCCCACAAACCCAACUAAAUUGCAGAUUACAGAGAAUGGCGAAUUCAGAAACAGCAGUAAUUGUUAACACGUGGAGGGCGCUGCCGCAGGAGGAGGCCUGGCCAGACAGACCGUGCAGCAGCAGGUGUGAGCCCCAGCUUCAGAGAACGGCUGCUCUCCCCCCCCCCCAGAGAAUCCAGCUCCUCACUGCGGACCGCRCACUUGACUGAGCCUUUGUGGGAGAUGCUAAUGCCAGCACACUGAGGGGACGAAAAGACCGAGUGUGAGAUGAGUGGCAUAAGGAAAUACCAUAUAUUUGAGAAUUGCUGUCACUGUUGGAUUUAAAUCAGUGUUUAAUGUUUGAACAAAGUAACCUUUUCCUUCCAAACUGCCCAAAGGACAUGCCUCAACCCUCCCAACAAGGACUAGCGCCCUUGUCACUGCAGUAAGCAAAGGAAAGGGAGCUGGCAACAGGCAAAGCCCAGUCAGUGUAACGAGGGUGUGUUCACUGGGCAGGCUGCUGGCAGGAGGGGCUCACAGAGGGUGGGAAGGUGCUGCUGGGACAGCAGAGCCCAGAGGUACUUGAGUCAUCCCCUGUGACUCCCCUGGAAUACAGCCCUUGCUCCUCAAAGUAAAGCCAGUGCUCAGGAAUCUUUUCCUACCUGGCUUUCCUGAGGUCACUCUGACAUUAACAGUGUGUGUGACUAUCAGUAGGGCAUUUACACAGCUAAUUAGUGUUUAAUUCACAGGGAGCACAGUUUUCAUGAGUCAGGGCUCAUCGUGCAGUCUGGUGUCCGAAAGGGGAGGUGCAGGGGGCUACGGUGUCAGGGCACAGCAGAAGGUUCUGACUGGUAUUGCUGGGGCUGCUCUUGUGGUCCCUGGGUGGCCACGGGGAGCAGAGCCACUCAAGGCCACUGUGUGCAAGUGGAGGGGGAUGGGAGCUGGAACCUGGUGAGCAGCUUCUUGCGUCCUGUCCUCUUUCUUGCUUCUCUCACAGCUAACGGGGAAAAGGAAGGGCACUAAUUACAACAUAUUGCGCCCCUACCUGUCUAGCUCUACAAUAAAGUAAAUAUUGUUUGAGGUUGGCGCUUGAGCUGUGACUGAGGCACCUUGCCUGGAUUUCAUGGAGUUCACAGUGCCAGAAGGGGAGUGAAGGGCUAUGUGAAAAGGCCAGGCCUUGCUUGACAAAGGGUUUGUUAUGGGGAGGUAAUGCUCUGUGUAGAGAUUUUUUUUUAACUAAUUGUGGGGAGAAAAGCAGGCAAACAAACAAGGAAAGCCCUGAAGAACCAUGAAGAUCGGUAAUUGUAUUUCUUUUCUUUCACAGUAUGCAUUAGAAAAAAAAACAGCCCAUUUUCUGGAAUACUGUCCUCUUUAAAUUGGGAAUGAGCACUGCAUGGAUAUUAACCGGCUCGAAGAAUGUAAAACUUGGUCAUAAGGGAGUAACCAACAGGAACAGCAGCCACCACCGAAAGCCCCCUUGUCAGGAAGCACUGUGCAGGCAUAAGCCAGGAUUAGACUUUCCUAACUGCUGAAAGAUGCACAUCGGCACAUUGAGACACGAUGUGCUCAGCGGAGGGGUUGCCUCCUUAACGGGGCUUGUGCCGCUGACCUGCCGCCACGGUGUGUUUGUCCAUUUGUGUUUUCUCAGUUAGUACUUUGUGCCUCCCAGGCUCAGAGCAGGCCACACAUACCAASAGCCAGAGAUUUCUCUGAGAUACGGAUACCAGUGUACAGGACCUCUGCCUGUUCCUCCCACUAAAGCUUAAUACACUGCUGAAUGCUUGCCCUAGCUCCUCCUGCCAUGUGCCUAUGCGCAGUCAAAGGACCUAGGAUGUUCACUGAGCUCUGCACAGCCUAGGUACCAUCUCCAUCCGCACAGUACCUGGGUUGCCUGAGCAGGACACUGUUUGCCAGUGAGCGUUGCCACGCUGCCRCAAGGCUCAGUAACAGUGUUCUUCCACACGCAGUUGUUUUAGAUGGUAAAGAUGCUUUUCUUUUUUCCAAAAAGCUUUUCUGGUCCCUGGAAAGCCUGGGCCAAGUCCAGGGAGGCUGCACGUGCUGCAGAUGUGGUGCUAGGAGGAGUGAGCGUGUCGCUGUGCUCUGAGCUCUCCACACAGCGCCAAUGCCUGCAGCGCCGCAGUCUCACAGCACCCACCCCCCACCCCCCGCCAAGGAGCUCCUCAGAGAAAAGUAAUGGCUAAGCAUUUAUGGCAUUUCAGUCGCUACCACUUCUGGAGAGUUAGCACAGAUGGCUUUGAAGAAGGUCACAAAACUGCAAAGGUUACAUCUGGAGAAAGACCCAGACAGGUUAGGAGAUGCACAGGGUACUGUGAACAGUUUGGUGCAUAUGCUUACCUCUGCCGUUGUCUCAGAGUCCAGUGCAUUGUAAGAGCCUCAGAAAAAGACUAUUUUAAACUGCUGUUACCCUGAGAUGUGUUUUUGGAGCUGAUGAUUGUU
Molecule: messenger RNA, 6122 nt
Organism: Nothoprocta perdicaria
Lineage: Eukaryota; Metazoa; Chordata; Aves; Tinamiformes; Tinamidae
Gene: DAB2IP
Product: DAB2 interacting protein
Exons: 16
Coding region: 364-3753 (1129 amino acids)
Biological process (GO): regulation of GTPase activity
Source: RefSeq, a predicted model, not a curated record